AUGAGCGGCAACAAGAAGCAUCAAGGAACGAAUUUGGACGAGGAGCAUAUCGCAGAGUUGAGGGAGAUAUUCCGUUCGUUCGAUAGGAACAACGACGGAAGCCUGACACAGCUGGAGCUGAGCUCCCUUCUGAGGUCGCUGGGGCUAAAGCCCAGCGGGGACCAGCUGGAGGCCUUCAUCAACAAGGCCGACACCAACAACAACGGCCUCAUCGAGUUCUCUGAGUUCGUCGCCCUCGUAGCCCCUGAAAUCCUCCCGGCUAAGUCGCCCUACACAGAAGAGCAGUUGCGCCAGCUCUUCAAGAUGUUCGACCGCGAUGGCAAUGGUUUCAUCACCGCGGCCGAGCUUGCGCACUCCAUGGCCCGCCUCGGCCACGCCCUCACCGCCGACGAGCUCACUGGCAUGAUCCGGGAGGCUGACACCGAUGGUGAUGGCCGCAUCAAUUUUCAGGAAUUCUCUCACGCUAUCACUUCUGCUGCUUUUGAUAAUUCAUGGGCCUAGCCACUCAAGUUAAUUUCUCCCUAGGUGUGUAAAUGAUUCCAUCGUACCUCAGUUUAUUCUUUCCAACUACGUACUCAUUCAUAAAUGAAUCAGCUGCUCAUGA
Messenger RNA from Arachis duranensis, 604 nucleotides. RefSeq names its product probable calcium-binding protein CML11. The transcript has a single exon. The record is from RefSeq and is a predicted model, not a curated record. NCBI's taxonomy places the organism in Eukaryota, Viridiplantae, Streptophyta, Magnoliopsida, Fabales, Fabaceae. Gene Ontology annotation, molecular function: enzyme regulator activity; calcium ion binding. The coding region runs from base 1 to 501 and encodes 166 amino acids.